UUCCUCCAAUUCCUCAAGAAGAUGAAAGAAAAGUUCUUCCUGAAAAAAGAGUCAACAUAAUUUCUCAAUUCUUUUUUUUAUGGAUGAAUCCCCUUCUUGUGGUAGGUUAUAAAAGAACAUUGCAAUAUGAAGAUUGCUUCAAAAUGGAUGACGAGGAAAAGGUUGACAAAUUGUAUCAAACCUUUGUUGGUCAUCUUGAAAGAUUGAAAAACGGUGAUAAAAAGGUCACAAAAAUGAUGCUUUUAAAAGCGUUGCAUAGUACCUUGAUUUUUGAUACAUGGACCGCGUUACUUAUCAAAGUUGCCAGUGACGUUUCGACCUGCUGUGCCCCUUUGUUGCUAAAGAAACUCACCGACUUUGUUGAAUUCUCCACGUUGGACGAUAACGUUUACUAUGGUAGAGGUGCUGGCUAUGCUGUUGGAGUUGCUUUAUUGAUUACCUUUGGAAGUCUCACAAUCAAUUAUUCCUUCUACCGAGCAACAGUUUUGAGUUGUAAAGUGAGAUCCAUUUUGACAAGAUCGUUACUCGAAAAGUCAUUCCAUAUCAAUGCACACGGAUUUCAUAAAUUUCCUUCCAGUCGUAUCAACUCUAUCAUGAGUACCGACUUGAGCAGGGUUGAUUUGGGAUUAACGAUGACUAUAAUUGUUUUGUUCUCCGUUGUUCCAAUUGCCAUCACUAUUGCAUUGUUGAUUGUUAACAUUGGAGUUUCAGCAUUAGCUGGGAUUGCAUGUUUUUUUAUUGUCUUUGUUAUCCUUGGUGUCUCAUUCAAGUCUUUAGUCAAGUUGAGAAAGAAGGCUUCAGUCUAUACGGAUAUUCGGGUAAAGUUGACAAAGGAAUUUUUGACAAAUUUCAAGAUGAUAAAGUUUUAUAGCUGGGAAAAUUCUUACAGAGAACGUAUUGAGGAUGCUAGGAAAAAAGAAGUGAAGUUUAAUUUAUCAAUGCAAUUUAUUAAGAACUUAUUGAUGUCUAUUGCGUUAGGUUUACCAAAUCUUUCUUCGAUGGUGGCGUUUUUGACGAUGUCCAGGGUUUCUCCGCAAAGAACUUCAGGUGACAUUUUCUCCUCGUUCGCCUUCUUCCAGAAUAUAUCAACUAUUUUUUUCCAGCUUCCUAUGGCCAUCGGUGGUGCUGCUAAUGUUAAGGUUGCAUUUCAAAGAGUUGCAGAUUUCCUAUCAUGUGACGAUAUUGAUCUCAAACAAUUUGAGUUGAAACUACUUGAAGAUGAAAAGAUCUCCAUACAAGCAAGUGAAUGCGACUUUGAGUGGGAAACUUUUGAUGACGAAGAAGAGGAGGAUGAUAGUGAUGGUGAUAAAAAAAGUGACAAAAAGUCAAAGAUCAAGAACAAAGAGAUGAUAAAAGUUGAGACCAAAGAUUCAGCUUCGAGCUCUUUUGAGGUUAGCAGCACCACUAACCAAAAAGCUAUUUUCAGUGGCUUGAAGAAUGUAAAUUUCCAGAUAGCAAAAGGAGAAUUUGUUGUUGUUGCCGGUUCAGUUGGCACGGGUAAGUCAUCUUUAUUGUGUGCUUUGUCGGGAUUCAUGAAGCGUACAAAGGGUGAACUUUCAGUGAGUGGUGAUUCGAUUUUAUGUGGACGGCUCUGGAUCAAAAACGAUACAAUCAGAGAAAAUAUUUUGUUUGGUUUACCAUAUGACUCAAUCAGGUAUCAACAAAUAAUUGACGUAUGUUGUCUACAACCUGAUUUCGACCAGUUUGCAGGUGGCGAUCUUACCGAAGUAGGUGAGAGGGGUAUAACGUUGUCGGGUGGUCAAAAAGCAAGAAUAUGCCUGGCAAGAAGUGUCUAUGCUGACAAAGACAUCAUUUACUUGGACGAUGUCCUAAGUGCAGUAGAUGCCAAAGUUGGAAAGCAUAUUGUUGAAAAAUGCAUAUGUGGUUACUUGAAAGGUAAAACAGUUGUUUUGGCCACUCAUCAGAUUAACUUGGCGGAGAAAGCAGAUAGAAUGAUUUUUUUGAAUGGAGAUGGGACCCUUCAAAUAGGUAAGCUUGAUGAGCUGAAAGCAAAUUACCCUUCAGUUUCCAGCUUUUUUGAGAAAGUUUCUGCUGAAAAGAGGAAGGAGCCAGAGGUUCGGGACAUUGAGACGCAGCAAGCUGUAAAACAGGUCGAUGUUCCUAAUAACAGCGGCAAUAAUGAAAAUGGCAUUGUUAGAAUAAUUGGCGAUGAAGAAAAAGCUGUGAAUGGACUAGCCUUUUCGGUUUACAAAACAUACUUUAACCUGGGUGUUGGCGUUUUCAAGAUGUCAUUUCUUCCACUUUUCAUUUCUUUGGUUGUUUUAUCCACUUUCACAACUUACUUUUCAAAUGUAUGGUUGGCAUACUGGAUUGAAAAACAUUUUGCUCAUAGAUCAUACGGAUUCUAUUCUGGUAUUUACAUUCUAAUGAAUAUGAUGUUUGUGAUCUUGAUCGGUGGUGAAUUUAUUAUGUUGGGUUAUUUCUGCGUCACUGCGGCCAAGAAAUUGAAUUUAGGAGCAAUGAGAAGAAUUUUGCAUGCACCGGUUGUUUUCAUGGAUAUCUCUCCACUUGGUAGAGUCUUGAAUAGAUUUACCAAAGAUACCGAUGUUUUGGAUAAUGAAAUUAUUGAUCAAAUGAGAAUGGCAAUCUAUCCAAUAGGAAUGAUGGUUGGUGUGUUUAUUUUGUGCAUAAUCUAUUUGCCAUGGUUUGCCAUUGCUAUUCCAAUAUUGGUUUUCUUAUACAUUUUUAUCACAGUUUAUUACCAGGCUUCAAGUAGAGAGCUCAAAAGAAUCGACGCUCUCAGACGCUCGUUAGUUUUCACUCAAUUCAAUGAAUCAAUAGAAGGUAUGGAGACGAUUAAAGCAUACAAUAGGAAAUCAUACUUUGUUACUAGACUAAACACCUUAAUGGAUAACAAUAAUGAGGUAUAUUUCCUAACAUGGGCAAUCCAGAGAUGGUUAGCAGUUAAUUUUUCUCUCCUUACACUCGUUUUUAUUUUAGUCAUCUCCUUGCUAUGUUGUUUCAGAGUUUUCAGUAUCAGUGCUGCCGAUACCGGAUUAUUAUUGAGUUAUGCCAUCACCAUUCCAAGUUUCUUACAGUUGGCCGUCCGUUGUCUUGCACAAAUCGAAACAGAGUUUAACUCAGUGGAAAGACUUGACUACUAUGCAACUGAGAUGGUGCAAGAAGCAGCUUAUGAGAUUCCAGAGAACGAUCCACCUGCGAGCUGGCCGCAAUAUGGCCAGAUCGAGUUCACAAACGUCAGUUUGAAGUACAGGCCUGAACUUCCUUAUGUCAUUAAAGAUCUCAAUCUAUCUUUCAAAGGAGGAGAAAAAGUUGGUUUCUGUGGAAGAACUGGAGCGGGAAAGUCUACGUUCAUGACAUGUUUGUACAGACUAACGGAAUUCGAAGGAGCUAUAACCAUAGACGGCAUCGAUAUCAGUCAGCUAGGUUUGCACAAAUUGAGAAGCAAUAUGACUAUUAUUCCGCAAGACCCUGUGUUGUUUGUGGGGAAUAUCAGAUCUAAUUUGGAUCCAUUCAAUGAAUACGAUGAUGAUACCUUGUGGAAUGCUUUGGUCACUUCGAACUUGAUCGACGAGAGCGAGCUUGCUACAGUUAAGCCACAAACGGCAGAAGACAAGAAUUUUCAUAAAUUCCACUUGGACAGGGAUGUUGAAGAUAACGGCUCCAACUUCUCAUUGGGUGAGAAACAGCUAAUCGCAUUGGCCAGAGCUGUUGUUCGGAAAACAAAAAUCUUAAUUCUUGAUGAAGCCACCUCCAGUGUCGACUACAUCACAGACGACAAAAUCCAGAGUGCAAUUGCAACCCGAUUCAACGACUGUACGGUGUUAUCCAUUGCCCAUCGGUUGAAGACUAUCUUAUCAUUUGAUAAGAUUGUGGUCAUGGAUAACGGCGCAGUGGUUCAGUUUGGUGAACCUAAAGAACUUUUCGACGACAAGAGUGGGUUAUUCAGAUCAAUGUGUAAUCAGUCUGGAAUUGACGAGAAUGAUUUUAUCUGACGUACCUAGUAGCUGUGUAUAGUUUUAUAGCCAUUUUUAUUACCUCAUAAUAUUUCCAUUGAUUCUUGUG
Pichia membranifaciens NRRL Y-2026 is the source of this 4047-nucleotide messenger RNA. RefSeq lists its product as hypothetical. Gene Ontology annotation, biological process: transmembrane transport. The record is from RefSeq and is a predicted model, not a curated record. Gene Ontology annotation, molecular function: ATP binding; ATP hydrolysis activity; ABC-type xenobiotic transporter activity. The transcript has a single exon. Gene Ontology annotation, cellular component: plasma membrane. Lineage: Eukaryota; Fungi; Ascomycota; Pichiomycetes; Pichiales; Pichiaceae. Bases 144 to 3977 code for a protein of 1277 amino acids.